This is a messenger RNA of Zasmidium cellare ATCC 36951, 642 nucleotides long. RefSeq lists its product as uncharacterized. Gene Ontology annotation, molecular function: acyltransferase activity, transferring groups other than amino-acyl groups. The transcript has a single exon. The record is from RefSeq and is a predicted model, not a curated record. Lineage: Eukaryota; Fungi; Ascomycota; Dothideomycetes; Mycosphaerellales; Mycosphaerellaceae. The coding region runs from base 1 to 642 and encodes 213 amino acids.
AUGUCUUCAGAAUUUGCCCCAUGGAACUCGGCGCACCUCUCAUAUCGGGCCGUCGAGCAAGACGAUGAGACUGGAGUGCUAUAUCAACUCGGUCGUGAUGCAGAAGCGUUCAAUAACGCUGUUCCAUUCAUGCCAACCCCGCAAGGAUCCAAUGCUGCGAAAUCGUACAAGACGUACCUUGAAUCUUGCUUAUUGGGUGUCAUCAUCUGUGUCACACCAUCCACUCCCGCAAAGAUCGAAAGCUACCAACCAUCACACCCCGACCCUGGCGAGGCUGUCGGCGUCCUCACCUUGACUGGUCCGGGACAAGGCAGAGAGCAUCAUGGUCGAGCUGAUAUUGCCAUCUCCAUCCUUGCACCGCAUCGUGGAAAGGGCUACGGAAGUGAAGCUAUCCAAUGGGCGUUGUGUUGGGGGUUCAGUUUCGCUCGGCUUCAUCGCAUUGGCAUAGGGGCGAUCGAGUUCAACAAGUCGGCGAAGAAGCUAUACCUAAAACUUGGCUUUGCGGAAGAGUCAGUGAAGCGAGACUUCGCUUGGAAGUAUGGCCGUUGGUGGAGUUUCUGGGAGGCGAGUAUGCUGGAGGAUGAGUGGAGGGGCAAAUAUGGAUCAACGAUUUCUUAUGCAUCAUAUAUGCCCAUUGAAUGA